CUGUUGACCUCUGACCUCCUAUUUACCCUGACCCUGCCAUUCUGGGCCGUCUACCACCUCUCCCACUGGAUGUUUGGUGACCUGGCCUGUAAGUUGUUGACGGGGGCAUACUUCACCGGUCUCUACAGCAGUAUGAUGCUGCUCACCUCAAUGACGGUGUACCGCUGUGUAAUAGUCGUCGCGUCCCGCUGGACCGCUGUUCCCCGGAGACGACUGAGGUACGCAUGGGCCACCUGCACGGCAUCAUGGGUAGUCAGCCUGGCCGCCUCCCUCAGUGAUGUCAUAUCCUCCCAGGUACAGGAAGAGGGAAACGGGACAAGAAUAUUCACCUGUGACGUCUCACCUGGAACUAUGGACGAGGAGCUGGGCUACUACCUGCAGGUGUCCCUGCUCUUCGUCCUCCCUCUAAUCAUCAUCAUCCUCUGCUACAGUGCCAUUCUCAGGACAGUCCUGGUAACUGCGACCAGGAGACGGCACCGCACAGUGCUGGUGGUCUUCUGUAUCGUGGUUGCGUUCUUCGUCUGCUGGGCGCCGUACAACCUAWUCRUSUUCGUCAUGUCUGUCUACAMACCUGUAGACUGUGGGGUCAAGGAGCGGCUGCAUGUUGUGUACGUUGUGUGUCGUAUUGUGGCCUACGCCCACUGCUUCCUGAACCCUGCUCUCUACAUGCUGGGCUGGGUUAGGUGA
This is a messenger RNA of Salvelinus sp. IW2-2015, 687 nucleotides long. It is a transcript of the gene xcr1b.2, whose product is annotated as chemokine (C motif) receptor 1b, duplicate 2. Gene Ontology annotation, cellular component: membrane; external side of plasma membrane. The coding region runs from base 70 to 687 and encodes 205 amino acids. Lineage: Eukaryota; Metazoa; Chordata; Actinopteri; Salmoniformes; Salmonidae. The transcript is spliced from 3 exons. Gene Ontology annotation, molecular function: C-C chemokine binding; C-C chemokine receptor activity. Gene Ontology annotation, biological process: cell chemotaxis; immune response; calcium-mediated signaling. The record is from RefSeq and is a predicted model, not a curated record.